Messenger RNA from Meloidogyne enterolobii, 750 nucleotides. The record is from the annotation of a GenBank genome assembly. Lineage: Eukaryota; Metazoa; Nematoda; Chromadorea; Rhabditida; Meloidogynidae.
UUUUUUACUAUAUUUUUAGAGACAGCAAUGGUACGGAUUUCUGUUGAUGUUGUCAAUAAAGCAUAUCAGUAUAUAAAUCCUUGUAAACAGCGUGAACUUUCUUUAAGAAACCUUCAAAUACCAACAAUUGAAAAUUUGGGUGACCAAUUCGACGUUAUUGACUUGUCUGACAAUAAUAUAAGAAAAUUAGAAAAUUUACCCAAGCUGAAACGUCUUGAGACUUUAUUAGUGCAUAAUAAUCGUGUAGAGUUUAUAGCGAAGGAUAUUGGAGAGAAUUUACCAAAAUUGAGUACUCUUGCUCUGACUAACAACAAUUUAAGUGAAUUGGGUGAUAUUGACAGUUUGGCACACCUCCCUAAACUUGAAUAUUUGAGCUUGCAAGGCAAUCCAUUGACUAAACUCACAAACUAUCGUCAAUAUGUUAUUUACAAAUUAAAAAGUGUUCGAGUACUUGAUUAUCAACGGAUCAAGCUUGCUGAACGUCUCGCCGCCAAAAAACUGUUUAAAGGUGAAGCCGGAUCUCGUCUAAAACGUCAAAUCGUUCGUCGUUCACAAGUAACUGGUUCAAUUACUGAAAACAUUGAACAUGUCAGAGCACGUCCAUCUGAAGAACAAAAGAAGAUUCGGGAAUUAAUUUCGGGCGCAAAAACUUUGGCAGAUGUAGAACGUGUUAAUCAAAUCCUUCAUGGUUCUAAUUCGCAUCAAAAUGGACAAAAUGGAGAUGCAAAUAUGUAUGAGGACGAUGAUUAA